Molecule: messenger RNA, 1885 nt
Organism: Brachypodium distachyon (stiff brome)
Lineage: Eukaryota; Viridiplantae; Streptophyta; Magnoliopsida; Poales; Poaceae
Exons: 3
Coding region: 114-1754 (546 amino acids)
Source: RefSeq, a predicted model, not a curated record
UCGUAUCGUAGAAAAAACUAACCCCGCCUUCCUCUCUAGAACAGAUCGGCGGCGGCAGGCGGAGACGGGGAAGAAAGACGAGAGAGAUCGAAGGGGAGAAGGCUGCCUGUGAGAUGGAAGGGGAGGCUAAGGGAGGGAGUGUCGAAUCCGGGUCGCGCAAGCGGGAUAAGCUCGACUCUGAUGGCGCGAAGCGGGGAUCGAGCAGGACGAGGAAUACCGGGAGCAUCAUGUACAAGUCUCUCCGCCUGAAACAGGCCCUGGAGAGCAAAAUUGGCCGGACCAUCGAGAAGGAGAUAGGGUUGAAGCAGACGGAGAGGGACUCUAUCAUCCCUGUUGUUGGCCAGGGAAGAAGAAGACUGAAGGAUCACAUCGAGGAGUUUGCGGUUGCUCUCAAAACGUCCUUGUUACUCCCAGAGAUGGAUGAGGGUGAGCAGAAGCAGUUCGUGGAGGCCAAGAUCCAAGAGUUCGUGUCCGAUCUCUCGGGGCUACGCAUGGAGAAGAUUGGGAAGGAGGAGGAUGAAGGCGGGGAGAUGCAAGAGGCAGAAGUACCGGAAUUCAUCAGGGGAUUCAAGGUGGGAGUGCCAAGAGCGGAGGAUUGCUUGGAGAGGAGCCGCAAAGCUAGACUGCAGACAGCGGAGAAGGAGUUCUUGGAGAGGCACCGGAACUGUAAAGCGGAAGUGGAAGGAGCGGUGGUGAUUGAGGAAGAAGGGCCAGGCGACCACUUGGUUACCGAGAUUGAUGAAGAAUCAUUUGCUGGCUACCGCGAGGGCUGGGAAAUAACAUGGGGCAAUGGCCAUGGCCAUAGCUUCGAGAAUCUGACAUUGCUAAGUUCAAUGCUUUUUACGCACUGCACACCUGGAUGCAUCCCCAUAGAUGCUGUUGUCGGGAGAACUUUCCAAGUCUACUCUGUUAGAAUCACGGAAACGAAAGGCUUCAAGUGGCCGCUGAAGGUAUACGGUGUCGUCGCGGCACGGGAUGAGGUUGAUAGGCACCGCAAUCCUCUAUUUUUGCGGUCAAGGGAGGACUGCCAGAUUCUGUAUAAAGAGGAUUCUUUUCUUCAUUUGACUGGACCGUGCCGUGCAAUUGUGUCUCAUGAACCUGUUGACAUAGAAAUCCAGCUAAGGGUAAAGGGUGCAAAAAGGUCUGUAGAUAGACCAUUGAUGAGUCAUGUUUUCACAUUCAAAGGUGAAUACUUGCAUCAUUUGCGUUCCAGCUUAGUCAAUAAUAGGAUUUGCACAAUUGAGUUGUCCUACCAACAAUUGAAGGAAUCAAUUCAGGCUACUCUUUUUGGUGUGCGUCUUGCUGAAUCAUCUCCUUUCGAUUUUGGAGUUAGACUCGUGUGUUCCUCGCUAUCUCAAGAUCCUAAAGAAGUUGUUGGGUCUGAAUUAGAAGUUGUGUUGUUUGAUUCCAAGUACGGGGAGAUGCCAAUGGAUAAUGGUUACCUCAAUUUAUCAAGGCAGGUUGUUUCAGUGGAACUAAAAGGAUUGCUGAGAGUUCAUAUCCAGACUUACACACCAUCUGGUGGUAUUGCUGCAUGUGGGGUUGUCUUCAUCACUCCUAAAACUUGCAAUACAAGUCAUCACAGAUGUGUGGUUGGUGAUUCUAGUGUGGAGUUCACUGUUGCUUGGUCCCUUCUGGUUGAAGAUGAGAUGCUCGUUUUGAUGAACGGAUGCGUUGAUCCGUACGAAGUUCUUCCACGUAUGCAUCCUGAUGUGGAGAAGCUACUGGGUUUACCUGAAUCAUCUUGGGGUUGAUGUCAUCCCUAUCUCACCUCCUCUCUAUGCAGGCAAUCAAAGUUUAGUUGUAUGUUUAUCAUUUGUCCUUGAACCAUUAUGUGUAAUCUUUGUUAGAUUUUAAAAGAGAUUGUCCGUUUACUGAUACUGAA